AUGUCCUAUUAUUUAGAUGCAUGCAUAAACCCUGCUUGGAUAUCACCGCCUUGCAAUGAAUUCCUAGAGUUAUUGCUUUGCCUCCUCGACCAUUGCCCUGCUGUUCAACUCUGUUGUGAAGUCAAACAGGGGUUUUACGUCCCUAUUUUACGGGAGAUGCUUGACGAUAAUUUGAAUGUUUUAUUAUUCAACACUACGAGGUAUCCUUAUAUCAGUGACAGAAAUAUAGAUGUAUUUGAUAAGUUUAUUGGUCUCUGCGAGGAAUAUUUCACCAAAGCUUCAUUUUGUCUCAUGGGACGUUUACAAGAUAAAGAGACCUGUAAUGACCUCAAUUACAAGAAAUCACUAGUUUCACAAAUAAAGGAUGUCUGCAGCGAGAGAAGUGCCCUCAAGUCACAAUCUCAUCUCAGAAAAGUUACAAGCGAGCUUGGAGAUUAUGACAAAUACGACCGCGUUUCCUUGCUUCAAUCAAAGGUACAGAUAAUCAACAAUCUUUACCCUUACACUGGUAAGCAGAUAGAAUGGAAGGAUCUAAAUACAAGAAUAGAAUACAAGAAUGUGUGCAAGUCUACCGGCGAGCAGAUUAUUUGGUGUCCAGUCAGAAACAACAUUAAGUUGGAGAUUAUUAUGAAAAAGAACUGUGCGAUGAUCAACGUGGGCGAAACACUGCAGCAAUGUCGUGAUAAUCCGCUCGUCUUGUUUACAGGAAAAGAGAUGAUGAAUUUGUUAAAGAUCAUUGAAGAAUCUGAAAAGUCCAAAAACGAACGUGUUAUCGUAUCUCAAUCCUAUUUUUCGAAACUGGAUAAAAGUAUAGAACGGUUUUACGUUUCUGGUAAAAUUGAUCAAGGAAUGGAAUAUCAUAAGCACUAUCAUAAACUAUUGUUAAUACAAGCGCAAUUGAAGUACAUUAGUCAAAUAUCAAUCAAAACCAAGCCAGAAGUGCUCUUCACAAAAGACAAAAAUGAAGAUUAUGACAAAGAGAAUGAGAAUUUUCAUUUAAACAUAAAAGUUUAUUCUUGUCAUAUUCACUAUAACGACUACACAAAUGCUCUCCUCAAGAGAUCGACAUCAGCUAAAAUAAUAGCACCUAUCGAUAAUCGGAAAGCCUCUGUUAAUGAAGAAGUUGAAAAAGCCUCGGAUGUUAUUGCAGAAGUUGGUCGUUGGAAUAUUAAUAAAGGCGUCUUCAAAUGUGAAGCUGCUGCAAAAUUAGUCAAUAGCAAAGGUCGACUUUACGUACUUAAUGUCCCACCUUUUGGUACUAGCCUAUUUCGCCAAAUCCAUUCUGGCGACUCAGAAACAAACGCGCAUACCGAAUCUAUCACAACUAUUACAGAUACCACAAGUAAUAGCCCACCACCACACGCUAACAAACUUCUUAUUGAAGAACCCAUUGACGAAAAUUCUUCUAAUGAAAAUAUCAAUCACAACAUUAGCCACAGCACAAGUAAUAUGAGAAUACCAGUUUUACCAGUGUUUUCAGGAGAUACAAUCUCAACCCCUAAAGCAACAUUUGAUAAAUUCAAAAGAAAACACUACCACAAUAUUAAGACCAAUACAGAAUAA
Molecule: messenger RNA, 1563 nt
Organism: Wallemia mellicola CBS 633.66
Lineage: Eukaryota; Fungi; Basidiomycota; Wallemiomycetes; Wallemiales; Wallemiaceae
Exons: 9
Coding region: 1-1563 (520 amino acids)
Source: RefSeq, a predicted model, not a curated record